AUGUAUCUUCACCCCUCUCAUGAUAGAGUGUUCGUAGGGGGCACCAUCAAUGAUUUUGCUACUGUUAAAUUCUAUGGGCUAACUGAUUUUGCUGAAGGAUACUGGGUUGGUUUAGAAUUAGAUAAUAAAAUUGGGAAGAAUGAUGGAAGUGUCAACGGAGUUCGAUAUUUCAAUAUGGCCGAUAGAGAAGAUUUUUUGAACCAUGGCUUAUUUACUAGGGUAGAACAGAUCAGAUCGAUCACUGAGGCCGAAAGCCAACUGUUAUCCAAAUUAAAUCAAACAACUAAUCAAUUGGCUGUAUUAAUUAACCAGCAGAAAAAAAUUAAACAAUCCUAUGAGUCACAAAUCGAAGAUUUAGUUUCAACAAUCAAUAAUUUAAGUUUACAUGAAACUGAUUUUCUCUCAAAAGAAAAUGAAUUAAUGGAUAAAUUGGAGAAAUUAAAGGAAGAGAAUCUUAAUUUAAGACAAGAGUUAUUAGUUUGGAAAACUUUAGAGGAUGAUUCUAACGGUCCCAUAAAUUUGAAUGACAUUGAUGUGAAGAAAUUAUUCACUCAAAAUAAACAGUUUCAAAGAAUAAUUGAAAAUUUGAAAGAUUCAUCCAAUGAUGUAAUUAGACAAUAUGAGAAAUCACUUGAGGAUAAUACUAAUCUAGUGAAACAGAAUAUAGAAUUGAAUAAUAAAGUUUCAGAAUUGAGUCUUGAAAAUAAACAUAGUACAGUAUUAAUAACAGAAUUAAAAGAACGGUUAGACUCAAUAGAUCAAUCUGAUAAUAUUAUACAGUAUUUAACAGAGACAAACAAUGAUUUAACUGUUAACAUUAAUGAAUUAAAUGGUAAACUAAGUGAAAAGGAUGCAAUUAUUGAGGAAUUAAAAUCCGCACAUUCAAAUCAAGACAAAAUUCAAUCUGAAAUGGAUGCACUGAAGCAUGAAUUGAACCUUACCAUCAGUAUCUUGGAAUCAGAAUAUGAAAAGGCAAUUAUAGUUACUGAUGAACUUAAUAAUUCAAAGAAUAAAAUUGCUGAUUUGAAAAACCAAAACAUUGUUUUAAAAAGGGAAAUUGAAAGAAUGAAUUUAUAUAAAAAAAUUGGUAAAUUUAUCUUAAAUAAGUCUGAUAAUAUAUCGCUAGAUUUAUUUUUAAUUCAAUUCCAAAUAUUUCAAAUUAUCUUAAGCUGGAGAAAUUUUAACAAGGAAGAAGAAAUUAAUUUUCAGUUGAAUCUUUAUUUGCAAAUAACAUCAAGUAUUGCAACUUAUUUAAAAAGAACAGACAACAUUAAUCUAGUUUAUGAAAUGAAUAUGAAUAAUAUUUUGCAGGAUCUUGUUAACUUAUUUAAGGAUUGGAAUAAUUGUUUGUUGAAUGGAAAUAACGUAGUUCAUUUAAAUGAUUCACAUCUUAACAUUAUUUUUGAUACGAUGACGAGACUUUUAUCUUCUGAUGCUGCAGAGAACUACAACUCUAAUAACAAACUUGAAUUUUCUGUUAUUGCAAUUGAUGAUAUUUUCAAGAAUAUAAUUCCCAAAGUACUAACAAAUUUAUCGAAAACUGUCGAUAAAAAGAUUAUGCAUCACGUAUAUGAUAAAAUUUCCAAUAUAAAUAAGAAAUUGGAAAGUUUAUUAGGAAUCUUUAGGAAUCAAUCUAAAAUUUUUUCUGAUGAUUUUGAAAUAAAUAUAUUUAAGUCUAUAAUAGAAGAAUUUUUUCAAAUCUUAAUAAGUAUUCCAAAGGAUGAUGGUAAGGAGUUCAUUAAUAUAAUAAAUAAAUUUAAUAAUUAUUUACUUGAAAUAGAAAUAAUGAUUAACCAAAACACUAAUAUGGUCACCAACAUUACAGACUAUGAAUUAUCAACAAUGACUAUUCCAAAAAUCAAAAAGAUAUCAGAUAGUGAUAGCUGUACUGUAUAUCAUGAUGAUAUUAUGCAAGAAGCUGUGAAAGAACGAGCAGAACAAGAACAAUUAGUUAAUGAAUUACAGUUAAAAAUCAAUGUUUUAACAGAAAAAGCUAAUGAAUCCAAAAUUAGAGACAAAAUAAACAUUGAGUUAAAAGAUGAGAUAAAAGAUUUAACUGCAAAAUUAGAUGAAGAGAACUCAAAAGUACGGAAUUAUACUAAUGAGAUAAAUGAACUGAAAAAGGAUUUAAAAGAAUUGAAAUUUGAUAAUAUACAAAUAAUUAAGGAUAGAAAAUUGAUCAAUAACUUUUUAACUAUUGAUGAGCUUAAUAAAAUGGAUCUAUUAACAGAGAUACAUUAUUUAAAGGACAAUGUAUUGAAUAAGAUGCAAACCGAUAAUUUUAAAAAAAAGUCGGUAAAUAAACCGCUAGAAUGGUUACGUAAGGAUGAACUAUUAUAUGAGAAGAAACAAACAUUGGACCAUAGUUCUCUAUUGCACACUGAUCAAUUGGAUAUAAAUAUGGACCGAUUAUUGAAAAAUCUUUCUAAAUUGGUGGACGAGGUAAUACUACAUGAUCUUCCAAUCAACAAAGAUAAAGACAAUAAAGUUUUCAAUAAAAUCCAAAGAUAUGACAACAUUGUGAAGAAUAGUAUAAAAGAAUUCUAA
Molecule: messenger RNA, 2547 nt
Organism: Arxiozyma heterogenica
Lineage: Eukaryota; Fungi; Ascomycota; Saccharomycetes; Saccharomycetales; Saccharomycetaceae
Gene: NIP100
Product: Nip100p
Exons: 2
Coding region: 1-2547 (848 amino acids)
Source: RefSeq, a predicted model, not a curated record